Saxophila tyrrhenica is the source of this 453-nucleotide messenger RNA. RefSeq lists its product as uncharacterized. The record is from RefSeq and is a predicted model, not a curated record. The transcript is spliced from 2 exons. NCBI's taxonomy places the organism in Eukaryota, Fungi, Ascomycota, Dothideomycetes, Mycosphaerellales, Extremaceae. Bases 1 to 453 code for a protein of 150 amino acids.
AUGGCCUCAUCAUCCCGUGUACCUUCAGGUGCAGCCAGCGGCAAAGCCCCAAAGAGCCCGGAGUCGUUCGAAUCGCUCGCAUGCCGCAAUGCUGCAGCAGAAAUCCUGCAAAGCUACGAGAAGCUGUCCUGGCUCGCGAUGCAGCGAUGCGAGUCCCUAACCCAAACACGCCUCCACUUCCAGAACAUCGUUGCCGGCUUCACGGACGAAGACGAAGCGAAAAUGGUCGACUACAAGACGGACAAUACGCCUCGUCUCAAGCCGGGAGAAGAACCGCGAGGGAGCAGGAAAGGCAAGGAGCGCAUGAGUUCUGGUGGAGGGGGUGGGGGUGGGGAUGGAGUUGCGGGCAGCAGUGCACAGAAGACUGAUAAGAGUCGAAGUAAGAACGAUGCUGGUGGCGGGAGCACGCCGGGCAGUGCGAGCAAGAAGCGGAAGAGUGGUGGCGGGAGCUGA